This is a messenger RNA of Acaulospora morrowiae, 1458 nucleotides long. The record is from the annotation of a GenBank genome assembly. Lineage: Eukaryota; Fungi; Glomeromycota; Glomeromycetes; Diversisporales; Acaulosporaceae.
AUGUGGUUUAAAAUCCGUUGCUCUUUACGAACAGCUGUUCUACGACAGCACGGAAGGAUAAGAUUCCUUUCACAGACGACCGAAUAUCCAACAUUAGGUAUGGUCGGGCACACAGAAGGUAUAGAAGUGGUGAGGCCCGUGAGAGGAACGCAGGAUCGUUUCGGUAACGAGAACGCGAAAUUCGAACACCUUCGAAAAAUCGGUUGUUGCGUCGCUGAAUUACAUUGUUUCGAACAAAUAUCCAUUCCGGUAUUGGAAUUCUCUCGUGUAUUCGAGCGUACUUUGGGUCAAGAUUCGGAUAUCGUUGGGAAAGAAUUGUACAGUUUUGUGAACAAAGACGAACAUCUCACUUUGAGACCCGAAGGGACGGCCGGGAUCGUUAGAGCGUUGUUGAGUAACAAUCGUGAUCGCGAAUUGCCUCAAAGGUAUUACUAUCAUGGUCCCAUGUUUCGACACGAAAAGCCUCAAAAGGGAAGGUUAAGGCAGUUCGAGCAAUUUGGAAUCGAGAUGUUCGGUCAUGAAACUCCAACCUCGGAUAUUGAGGUGAUCGAUUUGGCGUGGUCAUUUUUGAACAAAAUAAGAUUAUCUGGAACGUUUGAACUCGAAAUCAAUUCAUUGGCCGAUAUGGAAUCACGCUUGCGCUAUAGGAACGUGGUGAGAGAUUAUUUACGCCAGAAUGAGUCCCAAUUAUCUGAAGAUAGCGUGAAAAGGAUAUCUACGAAUCCGUUACGCGUCUUGGACUCCAAAAAUCAAAAGGACGUGUUGGUAGUUCAAAAUUGUCCUUUGAUCACGGAAUAUUAUAGCCCCGAAUCUGCUGAAAGGUUUGAUAUUGUGUGCCAAGGACUUCAAAGGUUAGGCAUACCAUACAAAAUCAAUCCUCGACUUGUCAGAGGAUUAGACUAUUAUGAGAACACGAUAUUUGAAUUCAAAUGUGAUCACCCUCACCUGGGAGCGUCACAAGGAACCAUACUUGCUGGUGGUAGAUAUGACGGUCUAGUGCAAUCGAUGGGUGGAAAAGAGAAAAUUCCCGGAAUAGGAUGGGCCGCGGGUAUUGACAGGCUGGCUUUGAUAUUAGAUGAGACUUUCGCGUUGCCAAAAGAACGACCGGUUGCCGUCAUAGUUAUACAAAGCCGAGAUGAAUCCUCAUCGGAUGAUACUGACAAUCUCAGCACACUCGACUACCAUGGCCUCAAUAUAUCGAAAUCGUUACGUUCACAUGACAUCAAAACAUUGUUCUAUCACGCACCAUCAAGCGCACGCAAGUCAAAACUAAAAACCUCUCUGGGAAGCGUAUUAAAGGCAAACGCAUCACAUGCAAUACUUGUGGGAGAAGAUGAGGUGGGGAGGGGAGAGGUGACGGUAAAAUAUCUAGAUUCAAAAAUUCAAAAAGACGUUAAAAUUGAUGAUAUCGUGAACGUCAUUAUAGAAUCUAAAUCGGGAAACAAAGAGGCGGCGUAA